Lactuca sativa (garden lettuce) is the source of this 2235-nucleotide messenger RNA. RefSeq names its product alkaline ceramidase TOD1. NCBI's taxonomy places the organism in Eukaryota, Viridiplantae, Streptophyta, Magnoliopsida, Asterales, Asteraceae. The record is from RefSeq and is a predicted model, not a curated record.
CUUUUUUUUUAUUGUACUACUAAGUACCUCAACACGUCUCCUUUUGUUGUUGAACACUCCUAAUACCAAAAAACACUUAAAUAUUUACUUAAACUUGUUUUCAUUUUCAAAUAAGACAAAGAACAUUUUUUUAUUAUCUCAUUUCAAAUGAUAUAAAAAUUAACAAGACAAUAAGGUUGAAAGGCAGAACCACAAAGACGGAGGAUGGUGAAGGGUUGAGGGCGACACAGCGACUGAAGAUGGGCGGAGGAAGACGGUGGCCAGAUAUGGAUGGACAGAAAAAGGCGACGACAUCCGUCCAGUAAAACACCUCAAAAAACAAUACGAUAUGAUCUAUGUUUUUGUAGGGCUUUUUAACUUUUUUUUUAGUUUGUUUUUCACCUUCUUUAUUUCUUGAUCUUAUUUGUCAUAAACAUAUAAAUCGAUCAAGUAUUCACAAUAUUUUGCGAUAAUUCAACAAUUUUUACUAUAUAAAAUUCAGUGUUUUAUAGGUUUAAAUGAAAAUUCUCCAAAAAGGCGGGCACACAACAACAUAAACGGGAAGCAUCCCCCUACAAACAUAUGAUCCUAUGCAAUUGAGCCAACCAUAAGAUAAUAGAUAUAAAGAUAUAAAAUUAUAAUAUAUGAUAAAAGAACAAACAUUGUCACAUCUUAUAGUAGACUAUAUAGCCUUUGUAAAAUGAAAAUAUAUUAAUUUCAUUAGAAAAUGGGAAAGCUUGUAAGAACUUCUACACCCCUUCUCUGCCGAUCAAAACUCCUCUGUUCCUCUCUUUCUUACUUAUUCCUUUCUCUCUUCUUUGCUUUCUACACUUCUCUUUCUCCCACCACCAAAUGCCAUUUCCGAUCUUGCCCCUUCGAUCCCCUCCAAUCUCCUCUCUUCAUUUACCCUCAAUCUUAUGGCCAACAAAAACACCCAAUUCCCACCAUCAAAUCCUCCUGCAAUUCCCCUGUUUUCUUCUCAGAUUACUCGUUUGUUUUGGAUGAAAUCCGACGAGUUAUUGCGAAUUCUUCCUCGGAUUCCAAUGGCUUGAGGUAUGUACAAGGGAAUAAAAAUGGUGAAAAGUUUGGGAAUAAUUACACUACUCAAAAACGACUAUCGUAUUAUGAUUAUCAUGACGAUGGAAUCGAAAUCCCUUGUGGGUUCCUUAAGAAAUUUCCCAUCAGUGAUUACGAUAGAAUCGCAAUGGAAAGUUGCAACGGAGUGGUGGUGGUUUCCGCCAUUUUUGGAAACCACGACAAAAUCCGUCAACCUCAAGGCCUCGGAUAUAACACCCUGGAUCACGUUUGUUUCUACAUGUUUGUCGACAAUGUCACAAUCAAACAACUUUACUUUCACAACUUACUCUCGAGAAAAACAAAGGAAAACAGGAUCGGAGUAUGGAGAAUUGUAGAAGUUUCCAGUGAAGAACUUUACGAAAAUCCAGCCAUGAAUGGUGUAAUCCCGAAAUACUUGGUUCAUAGACUUUUUCCGAAUUCAAAAUAUAGCAUCUGGGUUGAUGCCAAAAUGCAAUUGGUGGUUGAUCCGUUAUUAUUGCUUCAUUCACUUGUAAUCAUGGAGGAUGUAGAUAUGGCGAUUUCUAAACAUCCUUUAUAUGUUCAUACAAUGGAAGAAGCCAUGGCGACUGCAAGGUGGAAAAAAUGGCGGGAUGUUGAUUCGUUGAGGAUUCAGAUUGAAACAUAUUGUGAAAACGGCUUGCAACCAUGGUCAUCUAAGAAACAUCCAUACACUUCAGAUGUUCCAGAUAGUGCAAUUAUCUUAAGAAAGCAUGGUGUGGGAAACAAUUUAUUUUCAUGUCUUUUGUUCAAUGAGUUAGAAGCAUUUAACCCAAGGGAUCAACUAGCUUUUGCAUUUGUGAGAGAUCAAAUGAACCCAAAGAUGAAGCUCAACAUGUUUGAUGUGGAAGUAUUUGAACAUGUGGCAUCCGAGUAUAGACACAAUAUUAAACAACAUGGGUCCGAUGUGACCCAAUCAAUUAGAACCAAGAGGGCUAACCCUGGUUUGCUUGCUAAUGGUGGCAUUCGAAAUAAAUGUGAAAAGUACUUGGAAAAAAUGUGGGAUGAAUGAUAUCAAGUCAUGGAUGUCAUGAUUUGUGACUUGUGAUCAAUUUGUUCAUGAAAUGUUUAUAACUUUUAUUUAUUUGUAGGCUAGUUCGAUUAAUUAAUUUUAUGUGCCAUGUAAUGACUAAAUUAGUAAUAAAACCAAUUAAGAAUACAAUUUGAGAAAUAUAUAUAACU